Molecule: messenger RNA, 874 nt
Organism: Eruca vesicaria subsp. sativa (arugula)
Lineage: Eukaryota; Viridiplantae; Streptophyta; Magnoliopsida; Brassicales; Brassicaceae
Source: the annotation of a GenBank genome assembly
AUGAGGGGACCUGGCGUUACGUUGAUAAUACUGUCAUGGCUGAUAAAUUUGUACAUACUGUGGCAAAUGGUGGAGAUGCACGAGAUUGUACCAGGGAAGAGGCUUGACAGAUAUCACGAGCUUGGCCAAGAAGCUUUUGGCGAGAAGCUUGGUCUUUGGAUCGUUGUGCCUCAACAGCUCAUCGUGGAGCUUCUUGAACGAUGGUCAAGCCUCGACAGCACCUCGAAAAUACUCAACUUCUUGAACGUAUGGGAGAUGUGGCUUUUGCUUACGCAGGCUGUGUGGGCGUUAGGGAAUGUUGCAGGUGAUUCUCCACAGUGCAGAGAUGUUGUCCUAGCACUUCCAGCCCUUGAACGCCUGAUUCACUCCACUGAUGAGGAAGUCUUAACAGAUGCAUGUUGGGCUCUCUCUUAUCUUUCUGAUGGCACCAACGACAAAAUUCAAUCUGUCAUUCAGGCAGGUGUUGUUCCUCCACUUUUUGAGCUUCUCCAGCAUCCAUCACCUUCUGUGCUUAUUCCUGCUCUUCGUAGUAUUGGUAACAUCGUCACUGGAGAUGAUGCACAGACCCAGGCUGUAUGUGAAGCUGGUUUGAUAACUUUGAUUGGCGAGGACUGAGGUUCUAAAAGUGAUGAUGAAUAAGUCCCUAUUCCCAUAUUCCAACUCAAAAACAAUCCCAUCACAUUUACACUCUCUCUUCGUCCAAAAGACAACCAUCUGAUCUAUGAUUUCCACUUCUCACCUUUUUAUAUGUUCUUAAUAAUGACAAUAUCUUUCAUCUGCUUCUAAACAUGAUUUAUACCAAACUUUAAUUUUAUAACUGAUCUAUUGUAUCAUAUGUGUUGGCAUUAAAUAAUAUAAGCUAACUAUAAUUUUU